AUGAAAUAUCUCACCGGCUGCAAACUUAUUAGCUCGAUCAGUAUGUAGUAGUGCUGCUAAAGCUAGCUGAGCUGCACUCGAGUAUAUAUCCAAGCAAGAGCAGCAGCCAAAAGCUGAGAGCAUACGCAGCUCGGUGGUGUUGGUGCUUGCUGGUGUUGUCUUUUCUCCUUAUCCAGUUCCAGUUCAAUCGUUCGAUCCCGUCGACCGAUCAUGGCGGCCAACUACCACCACUACCAGAUGGCCGUGCACGCCGCCGCGGCGGCGGCGGCGGCGUGGAGGGAGCCGGACAGCCCGCAGCUGAGCUUCAUGAGCGGCUGCAGCUCCCUCUUCUCCAUCUCGACGCUGCAGGACGACGACGACGGCGCCGUCGUCAUCGCCGGCCACGCGCUGCCCUCCACGCCCGUCUCCCUCGCCGGGUUCGCCGGCGACGAGGUCGACAUGGAGGUGCAGCAGAUCAGCGGCGGCAGCGGCGACGACCGGAGGUCCAUCAGGAUGAUGAGGAACCGGGAGUCCGCGCUCCGGUCCAGGGCCAGGAAGAGGGCAUACGUUGAGAACCUGGAGAAAGAGGUUCGCCGGUUGGUGGAUGAGAACUUGAAGCUCAAGAAGCAGUGCAAAGAGCUUAAACUGGAAGUGGCUGCACUAGUCCUCCCUACCAAGAGCUCGCUGCGAAGAACCUCAUCGACGCAAUUCUGAAGGCACAAAGAAGCAUGAACACAUUUUAUUUGCCAGUACAAAAUUAAGAGAAGGGAUGAUUGGACUUGUGUGUACAUGUGUUAGUGUGUGUUUGUGUCCCGUAGGGAAGGGGAGAUAGACGGAUAUGCAAUGAUAUGUACCCUUGACACUAGAUCUCUGCAAAGAUGAACGUCUUUUAAUUUCUUGA
Molecule: messenger RNA, 880 nt
Organism: Panicum hallii
Lineage: Eukaryota; Viridiplantae; Streptophyta; Magnoliopsida; Poales; Poaceae
Product: bZIP transcription factor 46-like
Exons: 3
Coding region: 211-693 (160 amino acids)
Biological process (GO): positive regulation of DNA-templated transcription
Cellular component (GO): nucleus
Molecular function (GO): DNA-binding transcription factor activity
Source: RefSeq, a predicted model, not a curated record